Molecule: messenger RNA, 1420 nt
Organism: Mercurialis annua (annual mercury)
Lineage: Eukaryota; Viridiplantae; Streptophyta; Magnoliopsida; Malpighiales; Euphorbiaceae
Product: aspartic proteinase CDR1-like
Exons: 1
Coding region: 13-1368 (451 amino acids)
Cellular component (GO): extracellular region
Source: RefSeq, a predicted model, not a curated record
AUAAUCAUAAUUAUGAUUUUGAUUUUUCCUGAAACACUAACUCUAAUCGUUAUGGCGUAUCUUUCGCUUUUCUUGCUUGCUCUAUCAAUAAUUUUCUUGACAAUUUCUCUGUCAGGAUUUUCACUUGUUCAAGCAGAAAAAAUUAGUUUCACUAGUGAACUCAUACACAGGGAUUCGCCAAAUUCUCCAUUCUUCAAUGCUUCAGAAACUUACGCGACUCGCUUGGCAAAAGCCGUACAACGUUCUGCUGAUAGAGCAAGUCAGCUCAGCAGUUUACUUUCCAACUCAAUUACUGCAGCAGAAUUUUCAGCAGCCAUAGUUAAUGGUGAUUUUCUGAUGAGAAUAUCGAUCGGUAGGCCUCCAACUGAGCUACUAGUCAAUGUAGCUACAGGUAGUGAUCUUGUAUGGAUACCUUGUCUAUCCCUCAGAUCGUGUACUCAAAACUGCAACCUUCGAUUCUUUGAUUCGACAAAAUCCUCCACUUAUGAGAACGUUCCAUGUGAUUCCUAUCGAUGCCGGAUCACAACCGGAACUGCCUGCCAAAUUUCUAAUUGUGUUUUGUCAUGUAACUCUAGGUAUCCGGAAUCCUGUCCUGACGGAAACGUCGCGAUGGACACUUUAACCUUAAAUUCCACAACAGGUCAAGCCUUUAUGUUUCCAAACACGGGUUUCGUGUGUGGAAAUCUCAUCGCCGGAGACUAUCCUGGAAUCGGCAUGCUAGGUCUCGGACGUGGCUCGCUUUCUUUACUUAGCAGAAUCAAUCAUCUAAUUGAUGGAAAGUUUGCUCAUUGUAUAGUUCCAUAUUCAUCAGAACAGACGAGUAAAAUAAGGUUUGGUGAGAAAGCUGCAGUUUCAGGAAACGGCAUGUUUUCGACGCCGUUGAUUACAAACAGAGGCUUACAGAGUUACAACCUGAAUAUUUACGGAAUGAGUGUCGGAAAUGAAAGUGUUGUAACGGGCGGUUACGGAAGUUACGAUUAUCUGAAUGGACUUGGAAUUGAUUCAGGAACAAUGUUCACUUCUUUUCCAAAUUUUAUCUAUAGUGAAAUAGAAUCAAGAGUCCGCUAUGCGAUGCAGCAAGAACCGCUAAAUCAGGAUCCGACUCGAAGACUAAGACUCUGCUAUAGAUAUACUCCUGAAUUCAAUCCUCCGAUUAUCAGAAUGUUUUUACAAGGCGGAAUUGUGGAAUUAAGUGGUUAUAAUUCAUUUAUCAGAAUGGGUGAAGACACAAUUUGUCUAGCUUUUGCCAUUUCGGAUUCCGAUCAUGAUGCUGUUCUUGGAUACUGGCAAAUGACAAAUUUCCUGAUAGGGUAUGAUCUUGAUGAAAGUUAUUUAUCUUUCAAGAAGACAGAUUGCACCAAAUACUAAAUUGUUGGUCAUUUACUAUAUUAUGUACAAUGUUUUGCUUAUUGAAGAACAA